CCAGACCUUGUCCUGCUCCUGGCUUUUGUCCCAGCUAUGCAAAAGAGGAAAAGGGCUGUGGCUAUCAGUCCCAGAAGCCUAGGAUGCAACAAGCUUUCAAUUUGUGGCAACUGACUGUGUGAUCAGCACUAAGGGAUCCAGGGGACCGUCCUCUAUGGCACUCUUUGGAUAUAUCUGAGUAAUCAGGACCAAGAAAAAUCUCUUUGCCAUGUCCAUCAUCCUCCCAGUAAGGUGCUGCCUCUUAGUUUGUCUACUGGGGAUGUACAGACUGUGUGGAGCUGCCCUUCCUUCUCCAUUUCUCUCAUUCUCAGCUGGCUAUGCCACUUACCUUAUUGGAGAGCCAGUGUACCUUCAAUGCCUUGCUAAUAGUACUCUCACUGUCCACGGGUACCGCUUCUUCAAAAACAACCAAGAGGUGCAGAGCACAAUGGGAUCCUUUGGGAAUCAGUUUACAAUAAAUAUGGUGAACACAGACCACGCUGGAUCAUACACCUGUAUUUAUUGGGUGUCUGACUCUAGGGGGUUGCAGACAUCUUCACACAGCCCCCCUGUGACCCUCUCAGUCCUGGACCAACCCUCCACACCUGUACUACUAAUCAAGCCCAAACAUCUUCUCUAUUUUGUGGGAGAAUCUGUGACCCUGGUUUGUGACCACCCACAUGUCAAUUCCCAGCUUGUUUAUAGCUUUCAGAAAGAUGGCACAGAGUUACCGCACAGGGAUUUGCUGCAAUCUGAGCUCCGCUUUUCUCACCUGAGCACUAAGGAUUCUGGAGCAUAUGACUGCCAGUACUGGCUAACAGGACACCCAAGGAGGAUUAUCUCAUCCAGAAGUGUCUCCCAAAAACUUUAUGUGACAGAUCUUUCCGCUUCACCAGUCCUUAAUUUCCAGCCUCCAUAUUCAACAUUUAUUUUGGGAGAAAAUCUCACCUUGGAGUGUGUGGCUCCUUCUCCUGUUCCUGUUACUUUGUUUCGCUUGUACAAAGAGGGAAGGGAGAUGAUAGGUUCUCCAAACCCACACUCUGGAAGGCACACACUUUAUAAUGUCACCAAAGAAGACCAAGGAGAGUAUACAUGUAUGUACUGGAGCACAAAAGGCCAGAGAGAAAUUCCAUCCACUCAGAGUACAGCAAGAAAGUUCAAUGUGAUAGCUCCACUGCUUCCACCCUUACUCUCUCUAGAUCCUCCCAAUGGUCGGAUUUGGGAUGGAGGAAAUGUGACUUUAUUCUGCACCAUACUUUCUCAUUUUGAAAGGACUACCUUUCAUUUUCUUACUGAGAAAGAAGAAAUAUUGAGUGUGUCCACCAAUAAAACAGAGACAAGAAAGUCAAUAACCAUUACAGUUCGGAAGAGCAAUGCUACUGCAGCCAAAUACUUUUGUCAGUACACAGUGGAAAUCAAUGGACGUUUGUUACUUUCACCUAAGAGCUCUCAAGCUGAAAUAACUGUGAUAACUGGCUCGGUAUUCUGGCUGAUAGCUGCAGGAGUUGUUGCUGGAAUUGUUGUAUUAUUUAUAAUGAUUCUUCUGCUCUACUGGGUUCUACGUUCCAGAAUAGACCAAACUGAAAGUGCUCCCAAGACUCCUGAAGUAUCUUCUGAAGACAGUGGAAAAUUCAUCUCAUCAAGAUCUCAAGACAAAUGUUAAGACAAACGUGUAUUAAUAAUUUACAAUGUGGACAUCUGGCCAAUGAAUGAAGAGUUCCCUUAUUACACACACUUUUUAAUGACUACCUCAAGUUGAGCCUUCUGUAUUUUGUAAUCUCACUAUACAUUGUAAAAAUGCUUUUACUGAGUAAGAUGUCUGCCCAGCAAACCAUACUAUAAACCGCAUAUAUGCCUUUAUCAAUCUAUAUAUGCAGGUUAAUUAAUGACACAAUUUCUUUUAU
Spea bombifrons (plains spadefoot toad) is the source of this 1883-nucleotide messenger RNA. RefSeq names its product immunoglobulin superfamily member 1-like. Lineage: Eukaryota; Metazoa; Chordata; Amphibia; Anura; Pelobatidae. The record is from RefSeq and is a predicted model, not a curated record. The transcript has 9 exons. The coding region runs from base 209 to 1642 and encodes 477 amino acids.